Messenger RNA from Auanema sp. JU1783, 1734 nucleotides. Lineage: Eukaryota; Metazoa; Nematoda; Chromadorea; Rhabditida; Rhabditidae. The record is from the annotation of a GenBank genome assembly.
AUGUCCUACGUGACAUACCUCUUGGUCUUCAUAUGCCUAGAUGCUUUCGUCAUUAGCAUAGUUACCUGCUUAGCUCUACGCAUGAUAUUCCGUCGUGUCCACGAUGUGAAAGUUGAUUUGAUCCUCAUGCUGCCUUUCUGUUUUUCCGAUUUCUGUUUCUGUUUCACCGGCUUACUUUACUACUUUCGUCGAAUGAAUUACUAUCAGAUAACUGUGAAUGAAGUGAUUGAGAUAACUCAUAUGGAAUGUGCUCUUGAUGGUAUCGUCAUACUACAAGUUUUUGGAGUUUGGACUGUUGUUUGGUCUCUAUUUGUGGCGUCUCUUUGUUCGACCAUCGUUCUUAUCUUCCCACAACUUUUUCUCAUCCAAAAAUCAUAUAAACUCAUAUUGUACUCGGCAUUAGCUUUACUUAUCCUACCAACUGUCACUGUAGUGAUUGAGACAGUCUUAACUGUGAGAGUUCGGCAUGUAGAAAUCAUGAUGGAUGUGAUGUGUUCAAGAAGAGAUGUUCUCGGAGAAGAUCUCUAUACGAAGAUCAAAGUAAUUCGUUGGGUUCUACUGAUUAUCAGCUUUAUCAUUGUUUCAUUUUGUAUGAUUUAUAUACGAAAAGCAGCCAAUGAGAAUAACCCGCGUUUCAAAAAUGCCGACAACCUUGUUCAUAUCCGCAAAGGAGUUUUCCUCUCAGGAUAUCUAGUAAUAGUUAAUUCGAUUGUUUUUGUAUUUGCUGAUAUUAAUCGUUAUUUUGCUGGCACAGGAACUUUGGAUAAUCUCGCUAAUUUAGUUUUGAUUUCAAGAGGUGUUGUUAACUUUCUCGUUAUCUGUUAUAACUAUUCAACCUUUCAUAGUAUGAUAUUCAUGGAGUCAACUAUGAAUAUGUCAGUCAUAACACGUCUUCUGAUAUACAACGUACUCAGUUUCAUGUUCGCUAUCUUAGACAUUGGGCUUGUAGCUGUAAUUCUAUUGAAACGAAAAAACCCCGGCAUGGCCUUAGGGGAUAUUACAUAUAGCAUUGGUUUCUUUCUCUUCACCUGCAGACGAUUGGAGUAUUUUUCUAUCACUGUCUCAUUGGAUUUGGUCAUUUCACGCAGUGAGUGUGUGAAGAAUGCUGCUCCUAUCCUACUGUUUGUGGGGAGCAUUCUCGUAGGCAACAUGAACAUUAUCAAUGCCAUUGAUCGAUUCCUCGCUACGUUCUCGCCUAUUUGGUAUUAUCAACGAACUACAAGAUACACGAUUACUCUACUAUCAAUCUCUUUUGCUGCUGCUAUCUUAUUCUUAUGCACAGAUAUAUUACUUGUAUUGACUUCUCCCACUCGAUCCAUCGAGCAAGUGAAUAUCUAUUGUGGAUUCGUUGAAUUCGUUUAUCCUGAAGCUCGGAACUUUUUUGUUUAUUAUCAGUAUUCAUGUGUACUUCUAGCUGGAUUAGUUUAUAUAGCCAUAGGGUUCUCAUUGAAUAAGAGAUUGAAAAGAGCUAAUCAGUUGACGGUGUUGAGCAAGCAGAAUUCAAAGAAGCUCAUCAGGAGCAAUACGACGAUGUCUUUGAUUAUGUUGAAUACUGUUUUAUUUUUAUUAAUUCCUCAAAUACUUAUUGAUGCUAGUUUCGUUACAACAGAUAUCCGUACGGCUCUGUACGUGGUCAUCCUCUUCAAGACUGGCUUCAACUUUCUUAUAUUUGUUAGUCGGCAUCGUGAACUUCGUUCUUUCAUAAUUGGCACGAAGCCGAGUAUGAAUACAUGA